AUGGGAAGACAUUCUUGCUGUUAUAAGCAAAAGCUGAGAAAAGGGCUUUGGUCUCCUGAAGAAGACGAGAAACUUCUCAAUUACAUAACUAGACAUGGUCAUGGCUGUUGGAGUUCUGUCCCUAAACUCGCAGGUUUGCAGAGAUGUGGAAAAAGUUGUAGGCUUAGGUGGAUAAACUAUUUGAGACCCGACUUAAAGAGGGGAGCUUUCUCUCAAGACGAAGAAAGCUUGAUCAUUGAGCUCCAUGCUGCGUUAGGCAACAGAUGGUCUCAGAUCGCAACUCGGUUACCAGGAAGAACAGACAACGAGAUCAAAAACUUUUGGAACUCAUGUCUUAAGAAGAAGCUGAGAAGAAAAGGCAUUGAUCCAACAACACAUAAACCCCUAUUAAGCGACCUUCACUCUCUUAACGUCAUGGAUCAUAAGUUGACGUCAGAAGUAGUAAAGUCAACGGGUUCUAUAAACAACCCACAUGAUCAGUCGAUGGUCGUCUCAUCGCAACCAGGUCCAUGGUGGUUCCCGGCGACAGCUACUACUAGUCAAAACGCUGCGUUUUGCUUCAGUUCAAAUACUCCUCCAACGGUUUCAGACCAGAUCGUAUCUUUAAUCUCUUCAAUGUCCACGUCAUCAUCUCCGACACCAAUGACUUCAAACUUCAAUCUUGUUCCAAACAACUGGGAACUCAACUACUGCAACAACACAGUUCCAUCUCAGAACAACAGUAUCUACAGUGCCUUCUUUGGUAAUCAUUACACAGAAGCUAGCCAAAUCAUGAACAAUAACAAUAAUAAUAAUCCAGUAGUGGAUCAUCAUCAACAAGACAUGAAGCCAUGGCCAUCAGAGAUUCUUCACUACGCAGAACUUAACCAAAGCUCAGAUACUGGUUUCGAAGCAGAAGUGAAGCCAGACAUAGCCAAGUACUACUGGAGAUCAACGUCGUCCUCGUCAUCACCAAACGAAGAAGCUGCAACAUUAUUACAUGAUCAUGCUGGCGUCGAGUUGUACGGUAAAAAUCUACAAAAACUUAGUAACAUGGCGUUUGAUCAGAGACUUUAG
Messenger RNA from Thlaspi arvense, 1056 nucleotides. The record is from the annotation of a GenBank genome assembly. Lineage: Eukaryota; Viridiplantae; Streptophyta; Magnoliopsida; Brassicales; Brassicaceae.